AUAGCAAUUUUCAUCACACGAAUUCCUUAUAAGCUGUCAAGAAAGUCAUGGUCAACUUUAAUUUCAUUCCUUUCCAUGUUUCAAUGUUUGUAUAAAUUUUUAAAUUAAAAUAUAGCUAUUUCUAACUUGACGAGGAAAAAAAACUGGAUAGUUUACGGUUGGACGAAGCACGCUGCCGAAUGCUUCAUAUAUCUAAGUAUUGCGCACCCACGGUUUACCCAGCCAUCUAUGGAAACGGGAACAAAUAGGGAUAUAAGAGAUGCUAGGCCGCUGAUCGAUCCAAUUCAGUUACCAGCUCCAAUUAAAACAUUCCAUCCCAGUUCCUGGCGGCGCGAGGGCAAACAGCUCAAGAAAACUGUGGCGCGACAGGACCGGUGAAAACGUAUUGAUUACAGAGCGGGCGAUUCUUGUCAGUUUGCCUGUGAACGCGAUUGAUCACUACAGGUAUUUGAUUGAGAUUUCAUGAUGGGUUUUAUUGAUCCGAGGAAGAAAAUGCUGUGGCAAUCUUUCAGAUUUCGACUAUAGUCAUAUUUUGAUGUUUGUAACAUGGACGUCACACACAGAUUUGUUAUUUUAAGAAUAAAACACCGUUUAUGUUUUGGAAAAUUAAAAUAUGUCUAGUUUGCGCUUGCGUCAAGAAAUUAAAAGCAGACGAUCGAGAAACAGACGUAUUGAAUCGAGAUUUCGACAAGAUCAGAAUGGUUCUCUACCAGCGUUUCAGGAGUCGGCGGAACCCGACAUAAUAGCUUGUAUCGAUAUAGGGACAACCUUCUCGGGAUAUGCAUUUGCCCUUAGCAAAGAUCUCCAAGAGGAUAGAUUAGCUGUCCAUGUCAACAAGGAAUGGAUAUCCGGAAACUCCAAGUUGAUCACACUCAAGGUUCCAAGCUCCGUUCUUCUGACCCCGGAGAAAAGAUUCCACUCCUUUGGGUACGAGGCGGAAUGGAAGUAUGGUCAGUUAGCAGCCGACAAAAACCACCUGGGCUGGUAUUACUUUAGGAAAUUCAAGAUGACGAUGAUGCAGAACGAGAAUCCGAACAUUGGCACCAGUAUUAUGGACGACACGGGAAAACCUCUCCGUGCCGUGGCAGUGUUUUGUGCUGCCAUCAAAUACUUACGAAAUCACCUAGUGGACGCAUUGGCCAGCACCAUGAAAGGUGUAGAGCCAAAUUGGAUAUUAGAAAACUUUUCUUUUCAAUGGAUCUUUACUCACCCUGUUAACUGGGAGGACCAGACAAAGCAAGUUAUAACAAUGGCCGCCAAACAGGUUGGAAUCAACAACGCAACUCUAGUACCGGAAGCCGAGGCAGCCUCGUUUUACUGCCAAGUUUCACCAUUACAUCGAAUCAACACCAGGAAUGGAGAAAUGAUUUGUUUACAGACACUGGGGAUGAAAUAUCUAAUGCUUGAUCUAGGCGGUGGGAGCACUGAUUCUACAAUACUGCAGUUGACUAACGACACGAAGCUGAUAGAACUCAUAAACAGUACCGGAAACCUGAACGGAGGAAUCAAAGUGGACGCCGCCUUUAUUAAUUUUCUAAUGCAAAUUGUGAAUGAGGAGGUGAUGGAGAAAUUCGCCAGUAGUUUUAAAGCUGACCUUUCCUAUCUCCACAAGGAAUUUGAGAUUAAAAAGCGGACGUUUGACCCUAAAAGCUCAGACCCUAUAGUUUUUAAGUUACCUACAGUAUUAAGAAGAAUUUUUGAAGUCAACAUGAAGCAAGCGUUACAAUUGAAGAUAGAACAAUCCGAAUAUGGAUACCUUGUCAAACUUAAUGGUGAUACUUUAAGCAUGGACCCGGAUGUGUUUCGAGGAUUUUAUGCCGCUGCUUUGGAAAACAUAUCGAGUUCGUUAUUAAAAGUGCUGUAUGCAAAGGAAGGCAAAGAUUGCAAAACGAUUGUGAUGGUUGGAGGUUUUGCAUUGUCUCCCCUUGUUCAAAACACCAUUCGAACAAAGUUUCCGGAUAUGACGAUUUUAAUGCCCCCCGAUCCCGAUCUAGCUGUGAUGAAAGGUGGUGUAUUGUAUGGGUUUGAUAACCGACCAGUGAUAUACAUGAAAGCAAAAUACACCUACGGGAUUGGGAUGGCGAUGCCUUUCAAAAAUGGCGUCCAUCCAGAUGAGAAGAAAUUUGAGUCUAAUGGAGUGUCGCUUUGUAGUGAUGUGUUCAAAAUUAAUAUAACACAGAACCAAGACGUGCAGAUUGGCGAGUUUGAAAGCCGGACUUUGUUGUACAUUAAUAGGAGAGAGCAACGGUUUCUCUGCAUACCCGUUUAUUUGUCAACAGUUAGAGAGGCCUUGUUCACGACAGAAGGAACAUGUCAAUAUUUAGGCAAAAUGAAAAUUACUUUAAUGUCAACUCGCGAUGAAAAAGCUGCUAUAUCAGUGAAGAUGGCUCUUACUUUUCAUGAGCUGGUUGUAGAAGUGACAGACGAAGGAAGUGGAAGAACUAUUCGUGACGUUUUCGCCGAUUCGCCGCACAUUGAGUAACGUUAAUUAGGUCGUAACGAAAACGCUCGAUUUUGCUUUUCACCCGGCGCAUAUUCAUGGUAUAUAAUUCAUUAGCUCUUGGAGUGAAACAGGAAGUUUGUUGGUUUAUUU
Magallana angulata is the source of this 2593-nucleotide messenger RNA. Its product is annotated as heat shock 70 kDa protein 12A-like. Lineage: Eukaryota; Metazoa; Mollusca; Bivalvia; Ostreida; Ostreidae. The transcript is spliced from 6 exons. The record is from RefSeq and is a predicted model, not a curated record. Bases 614 to 2482 code for a protein of 622 amino acids. Gene Ontology annotation, molecular function: ATP binding; ATP-dependent protein folding chaperone.